Messenger RNA from Theileria equi strain WA, 1005 nucleotides. RefSeq names its product signal peptide containing protein. The transcript has a single exon. Lineage: Eukaryota; Apicomplexa; Aconoidasida; Piroplasmida; Theileriidae. The record is from RefSeq and is a predicted model, not a curated record. The coding region runs from base 1 to 1005 and encodes 334 amino acids.
AUGAAUGUAUCUUCCGUUAUUCUGGCAACCUGUCUAGUAGGACUAUGCCGUUGCAGAAACUCAAGACUUCCCACUGACAGACUCUUUAUCGAGGUUCUAGACGACUAUGCAGAAGACGAAGUUUUGACUAGUCACAUUGUAGAUGAGGUAGACGCGUACAAAUCUUCUGGACCAAGUGGCCAAAGACAGGUGUGGGAUUUGUCCAAUGGAACUGUCUAUGAAGAAGACCAUGCGCCGUCCUUGACUAGUAGACGUAAUGACAGAAGGGUAGCGGAUGUAGCAGUGGACGAAUCUCCAGUUCCUCAAACAUCUAGACACACUACUACUCUUGAUAUCUCAGCGUUAGACAAAGGGCUGUUUCAACCCUAUGACUAUGAUGGAGUUCCAACCAAAAUGAUGGUUAUUGGAGAUGUCCCACUAACAAAGCUUGUUAGUGGUAGAGAAAAAAUCUGGGAAAGAGAAAUUGGAGAGAAGUGUAUACGGUCCAUAGUUACUAUGAAGGAUGAUAAGCCAGUUCUUGUCUAUCUUGAAACAGAAGGCUCAUCUGGGAAGCCAUAUUCGAUAUUUUUAAGGGAUGGCGCCACAUGGAAGCCUACAAAUAGUUACAGCAUGGAACUAAAGAAGCUCAAAAUAACUCUGGAAUCAACCACAAACUUUACAAUUAAGCUAGAGGAUGAAAAGGAUACUGACAAGUGCACAGCCUUUGAGGCUCCAUUUUACACUGUACCCACCAGAUUCUACUUUCCAAGGUCCGGGUUUCAUGCCACUGAGGUUACCCACGGAGGAAAGUCUGUAUGGAAGGGUGAGAACGGUCAGAGAGCAUUUUCUGUGAGUCUUCACCCAGCUGAGAAUCCGACUGUACUGCGCAUUCUGGCCAGAGGUGUCAAUGACGUAUUUGCGAGUUACUACUACCAACUCAAUGGAAACAAGUGGGAAUCGGUACAAAGGGAUGACUUUAGGAGAAUCAUAGACGACUUAAAAUCGCGUUCACAAGAUGAUACCUAG